ACAACUGUUUCCCUGACCUGUAUCGGUGUGGCACUAGGACCCAUAGCCGAGUUCUCCAGCAGUGCCCUACUAUUGCCAAAUGAUAGCGCACCUCUUCCACUCUCUUGCCACUGUUUGCACGUGUAUGUGAUCCGAAGUGAAUAUGGCAGCGAACCGGGUCGGGAGGAGAUGUAACAACAAGGUCCAUUCCCCGAGUAGGGGUCCAGGUAGGGACCCGGGGCUUAGCUUGCAGAAGAGGCAAGCACGGGUCACGGUAAAGUACAACAGAAAGGAGCUCCAAAGGCGCUUGGAUGUGGAGAAGUGGAUUGACUGUAGUCUGGACGAGCUCUAUUUGGGCAGGGAGGAGGAGAUGCCGGAGGAGGUGAACAUCGACGGGCUGUUAGACCUGAAGAGUGACGAGGAGAGAACGCACAGACUCCAGGAAAUGUUUCACACGUGCAAUAACACAGAGUCCCUCCUGAUUUUGGAAAUCCUCCAACCUGGGAUUUUGGGGAAGCCAGGUUUUCAUCAAGGAGCUGGUGUUGAAACUCCACGGGCUGCAGAAACAGGAGGACCUCCACAACAAUGGCAUCGAACAACCCCAGCUACACAUCUUCCCCAACAGGCAAAACUCUGCAGACCGAGAGGUGAUCUGAAGGCCCUGUUACGUUCCCCUUCAACCCCAGAACCCGACUCCCCAUUCCCCCCCAGCCUGAUGCCACGGACCUCAUCUGGAAAACAUGGGGUCUUGCUGGUCUUUACACUGUGCUCUACACACUGUCAAAUACACAUCAAGCAGCCAGAUCUGACAACUUAUCACAAACUUUGCAGACACCUUAUCUUCUGUCCACACACACACACACACACACACAGCCACAAUGCACAGGCAGUCCCUGCAACAUUUGUACCUCUACAAUGUCAAAUGAGUUCUGUUUGAUUUUUGUUAACUCCGUGUCCGAAAUGUUUGAAACAUGCUGCCCUCUGUUUGGUCGCUACCGCUA
This is a messenger RNA of Oncorhynchus masou masou (cherry salmon), 980 nucleotides long. Its product is annotated as protein phosphatase 1 regulatory subunit 14A-like. The transcript is spliced from 5 exons. Gene Ontology annotation, cellular component: cytoplasm. NCBI's taxonomy places the organism in Eukaryota, Metazoa, Chordata, Actinopteri, Salmoniformes, Salmonidae. Gene Ontology annotation, molecular function: protein serine/threonine phosphatase inhibitor activity. The coding region runs from base 143 to 916 and encodes 257 amino acids. Gene Ontology annotation, biological process: regulation of phosphorylation. The record is from RefSeq and is a predicted model, not a curated record.